Magallana angulata is the source of this 2492-nucleotide messenger RNA. RefSeq lists its product as uncharacterized. Gene Ontology annotation, cellular component: mitochondrion. The transcript has 5 exons. The record is from RefSeq and is a predicted model, not a curated record. Lineage: Eukaryota; Metazoa; Mollusca; Bivalvia; Ostreida; Ostreidae. The coding region runs from base 108 to 962 and encodes 284 amino acids. Gene Ontology annotation, molecular function: glycine N-acyltransferase activity.
ACAUCCGGGGGUUUGUUACUCUCAUUCCUAUAAACAGGCGGGUCGUGAUUUAGAAUACAAGUAUCGAAUAAAAUUAACCUCAUCUUGCAAUUGACUGGAACAACACUAUGGCUGUCCGUCAAGUUCUCCCCGAAGAGUAUGAUGAACUUGAUCAGAAGCUAGAGAAAGAACUGCCACUGUCUAUUUUAGGACUAGUCCAUUUCCGGUUGAUGAGGAGUAAACACUUGUUGAGAGAGAAGAUGGUGUUGGUGGACAGUUGGCCAGACGUCUCUGUCCUUGUUAUUGUGGAUAGACAGAUGAGAGGUACUGUGCCAUUUGCAGCGGGUUUCUGCAGAGGACCAGACUUUGCAUCAACUCUGGACACUUUGCUUCAGACCGGCUCGAAAGGGUUGUCCCCUCCUUUUUAUUUCGUCGGUUGUUCCACUGACGUCAUCGAUGCCCUAAUUGGGCAGUAUAAGUCAGCAAAUACCUGUCCCUUCCAGAAAGACAACUGCAAUACAUUUGUGUAUGCACUACCUGCUGAAAACAUUGUACCUCUAGCGAUGCCAGAUGGAUUCAGAGAAACAGAGUUAACUGAACGUCACUUAGACGCUGUAAUCAAAGCAUGGCCUUACUCGGAGGAAAUGGAUAAGAUAGCUAGUGUAGAAAAAUGGUUUAAAUACACCAUUUUUAAUUUCCCGACAGUUUGCAUCGAAACAGAUGAUGGACGACCCGUGGCGUGGGAAAUGCAGCAGGAGUAUGGAGGCCUUGGGAUGCUGCAUGUAGAGCCCGAAUAUCGGAGGAACAAACUUGGAAGCAUUGUCACGAGAGCACUGGCGAAAAAAUUAACAAAGGAGGGCCAACUAGUGUUUGCAUGUGUAAAUGACAUUAACGUCCCUUCCAUUGCAUUUCACGAAAAUAAUGGCUAUGUGCGGUUGCCUUUCGAGUUUUGUUUUACGGAAUAUUUUUUUGAAGCAAAAUAAUGGAACUAAAAAAAAGGGCUUUUUUCCAUAUAUUUUCCUUUUUAAAAAAUAUUUCACAAACGUUACCUGUCAUAAUGAUUAUAUAAUUGAUUCAUUCCUAGCUCUCUGAUUGGCUGAUAUUCAACAAUCUAGAAAAAAUAGAAAGUUAUAUUCACCUGCACGUGACCUAGAAGGCCAAAUGAAUAGAACAUUUGAUUUUCUUUACAAUGGCCUUAAAGAAGAUCGUCCCAUAAAGUCGUUUUUGAAUUUGUUCGGCUUUGGCUUUAAACUAAAAUCUUCGCUUGAUAGCACUCAAUUUGAUACUGUGGAAUCAUUUAAAUUCGUGGGGGCCAAUUUUCGUGGAUUAUGACUUUUUUGCUGAUUCGUGGGGAUGUGAUUUCGUGGAUGCGUUAGUUACUGUUUUAGCAACAAAGAUAACUCUUUCUAAAAUUGUUUUCGUUGAGGAUUUAAAUUCGCUACCCACGAAUUCCACGAAAAUUGAGCCACCACGAAUUCUAAUGAUUCCACAGUAUGUAUGUAUCAACUCGUCGCUGAAUCAUGUGAUAAAACAAUAAAAUGUUGUUCUUUUGAUGAUUAAGCUACCCUCGAAGUGCAAUAUUCAUCUCAUCACUGGCUCGGUUAUAAUUGUACUUCUCAGGUAACUAAAUCAUCGUAUUGACCUCAAAAACAGCAAUACUUGUAAUGUUAUUACAACUGCCAAAUCCUCUUUAAGGUUGGAAUGCAGUGUCCUUUUCUGCUUUUGGGAUGUUUUGACAAUUUUUUUUCAUAGGUUUAGUUCUAUUAUAAAUAUACGUGUACUAUAUUUUAAAAUAGAGACGAUCACAUGAUAAUCAACCUUUAUACCCCAUAGUGUAUAGAGCAGCAGCAAAUUUCCCCCACUGCUACCAAUCCUGGACCAGUAUGGUUAACGAUCCCCGGCAUGGUACAAUACUUUCGUUUCGCUUUCAACUGUUCUCCAAUAUAUUCUUGGCCUCUAUCUCUUUCUCUUGAUUUCUGGGGUCAGUGCAGUGCUGUUAUAGUUGUCGAAUAGAGGUCUUUCGUAGCACGUGCCGUAUCCAUUAAAAAGGAGACGAAACACAAAAUUUCACUGUCUUACUCAUUCUAAAUGUAUAUUCAUUAUGAGGUUAUAUGUAUCUUAUACUCAAUUAACAUGGUUUAGAUUGUUCAAAAACAUUUUAUUGAAUUAAUAUAUACAUUGGGUUUGAUAUUCUGACAUUAAACUAUUGUCUCACUUUUAUAGAAAUAGUGUACCAAUGCUAUAAAAAUGAUAUACAUGCAUUUACAGAAAAAAAAGAGGCCAGUGAGCCUUAUCGGUCACUUGAGUAUCUGCAGUGUGUGGCUUUUGCAAUGUAUAUUCAUGUGCAUUAUAAUUACAGGGCUAUUUAAAUGAAAUCGUUAUUAGUAUUCAGGGAUUGUUUAAUCCAAUAAACUUUCUAAAUUCAAAUAUUAUUUAAAAAUUGAAGCAUACCGUUAUAAAUUGAACAAAUCUUAAGCUUCUAUGUUCUAUCAAUAACACUGCUCUAUUUUGAA